AGCUUCUGCUGGAUCUCUCCAGCAGACACGAUCUUGUUCGGAGAGAUUCGUAGGGGAUCUAUCAAUCAAGGCUUCAAGGGCAGAAACAGAAAUGGACCACGACAAGACAGGAUGCCAAAGUCCACCUGAAGGUCCCAAGCUAUGUGUCAACAAUUGCGGUUUCUUCGGAAGCGCUGCCACAAUGAACAUGUGUUCGAAGUGUCACAAGGAUAUGUUGUUUGAACAGGAACAGGGGGCUAAGUUUGCAUCUGCAGUGUCUGGAACAUCAUCAUCCAGCAACCUCAUAAAGGAAACCAUUACUGCUGCGUUGGUCGAUGUUGAAACCAAAUCCGUUGAGCCGAUGACUGUUUCUGUACAGCCAUCCUCUGUCCAAGUCGUAGCAGAGGUAGUAGCACCAGAAGAAGCUGCAAAACCAAAGGGACCAAGCCGAUGUACUACUUGCAAUAAGCGGGUUGGCCUGACUGGAUUCAAAUGUCGCUGUGGUAACCUCUUCUGCGGGACACACCGCUAUGCAGACAUACAUGACUGCUCCUUCAAUUACCAUGCUGCUGCGCAAGAAGCGAUAGCUAAGGCAAACCCGGUUGUGAAAGCAGAGAAGCUUGACAAAAUCUGAAAUUCUAAGUAAACUUCUCUGAUUUCCAUCAGGUGCACCGGUGUUUCCUUCCUCCUGUCUGUGUCUGGUUCAAGUAUCUCUCAUGUUAAAAAGGUUUUAUAUAAGGUCGAAUGAAAAGCGUGCUUGAUCUUUAGCGUCUUCCAUCUCUCUGCAAUAUUUGUGGUGUGAAACUUUCUAUUCUGUGUUUGCAAGCAGAGAAAUGUGCUCUUAAAAAAAAAAAUGCUUUGAUGUGUUUAUCUUUCUUAUUAUUUUUGAGCACUGUCUAUGUAUCCCGUUUGGUCUGUAUCAUAUUGAGAUUGUCUAUGUAGCUACAUUAAGCUUAUUUAAAAAAGGCUUGUGUUUGUCAUUCAAUGGAUGUUUUAGGUCUCUGGUUGGGGUGAGGCGGUGAGCUAUGUAACUUUGAAAAGUCAUGAGCUUUUAAUAUAUGUAUGGGUCGCUA
This is a messenger RNA of Arabidopsis arenosa, 1052 nucleotides long. Lineage: Eukaryota; Viridiplantae; Streptophyta; Magnoliopsida; Brassicales; Brassicaceae. The record is from the annotation of a GenBank genome assembly.